CCCAGACAUAGGAGAGAGGUAUUCAGAGGUGCACAGAAACACAAGCUGACAGACCUGAAGAGAAACAAUAGGUAAUAAACAAAAGUUUGUUGAGUUUGAUAUUAUUCUUGAUGGUUCAAAAAUCGGAGUACAUCUGUUGGUGACAUGGUGAAAAACAGAAAGACACCCGCAGGACAGCACAGGCACUGUGACAAGUGCUACAGCAUUCACUGUCAAGUCCCAGUGGAGAUAUCUGUCUCAUGUGUGGUCAUCAAGUGCCACCUUCAGUGUGGGGCAGUCUUUCACUUGUGCAAGGAGGAAGAGCACCAGUUACUUUGCCCCAAUAAGAAUGUACCCUGCCUCAAUGCAGAAAAUGGCUGCCCCUCUUCUAUGCAACGCCACAAGCUGGCUAAACACCUGGAGGUCUGUCCAGCCAGUGUUGUAAGCUGCUCUCAGCAAUGGAACCGCUGGCCAGUGUCAGAAACAGACACUACCUUCUACAGAAAUGUCCUGACUGACCCAAAGUCUGAUGGAAAACUGAGUCUGGAUGUGGCUAUUGCACUCAGGGACCAGGAACAGCUCUUUAAAUCCAUGAAAAUGAAGAACAUAUUCCCUGAAUUCACCAAUAAAGUUGAAGAGCCUGCCCUCCUAGAUAUGGCCACUGGGGGUGUGAGCUCUGAAAAUGGAGAUGGAAAUUAUUUUAAUAUAGAUCAACUGACCGAGACUGGCAGCAAUGGAGAGGUGAACGGAUUUAGCCAAGAGGAAAGGUAUGCCCUGGCCAAGAAGAAGGAUGUGGAAGGUAUUGAAAACUACAGUUCCUGGGAAGGAAUAUUUAAAAAGGAAAUGCAGGGGUGUAACCAAACUGUUAAAAACCUGGAGAAGAAGCCAAAAUCUCGGAAAAGGGAUGAGAAAAAAGAAGACUGUGAUGCAACCAACUGUCGGGAAGAACCUGGAGAGUCACCUGUCAGCCAAGAGAAUGGUGCCACGGGUGUCGAUCUAUCGAGAACUGGCCUGGCUCCAUGGGAAGAUGGUGUCUUAGAGAGGUUAGGCAAAGAGGUUAACAUCGCUGAAUACAACAUGUAUCUGGCACACAACGGAAGCAUGCUCAUUAAUUUUGGUCAGCUUGCUGCUUGUACCCCCAGAGAGAGGGACUUUGUUUAUGGAAAUCUGGAGCCCAUUGAGGUACAAACUCUUCACUCAUUCACUGUUCCAACAAGCUACAAACCUAAGCGCAGCCAUUUAAUAAAAAAUCCUUCUCGUAAACCUAAAAGAGCACACCAAAGUGUGGACACAUCAGAUUUAGGAUUGUCCAUGGAAGACCUUCCAAAAAACGAUGAGGUUACCGCCACUUUAUUGUGCUCCUUGGAGAAAGAGUUUAGGGGGCACGUCAUCUCAGAGAGUGUUGGGACUGAAGGUCUAUAUGUAGAUCUAGGCACACAGACCUACAACUUCUCCUCUGCUCCAUUCAAAGAGGAUGAUUCUCUGGCUGACCUCGUGGCAGACAGACCCCAGGGCCUGCAUGUGCAGAUUCAGAGUGAAUGUGUGACCCGAAGACACAACAGAAACAGCUCGGCUUUUAACUACAUGUGCGGUCACACCUUUCGCCGUGAUGAGUACACAUCUCAUUUCAGAAAUGUGCACUUAGACAUCCAGUCUUGUCUGAAUGGCUGGUUUGAACAACACUGCCCCCUAGCGUACCUGGGCUGCACCUUCAGUCAGAGGAGAUUCCAUCCUGUUGGGCAUCAAGCCACUAUCACCUAUUGCCCAAACCUUCGAACCUUCGCACUUCAAGCGGUCUUCCCUUCCUCACUCUGUGAGGGUGGGAAAACCAUCCGUAGUGAACGAAAACAUGCUCGCAACUUGGACCCCCUGAGCAGUCUGCCUUUUGAGAUCCUCCGGCACAUUGCCGGCUUCCUGGACAGUCUCACUCUGUCCCAGCUCUCCCAGGUCUCCCAAAGGCUGAGGGAAGUGUGUGCCACCCUGUUGGUGGGGAGAGGAAUGGUCUCUUUGAAAUGGGAGAAAAAAAACUAUUCCCAUGGGGGGUCCUACUGGAAAUGUAAAAAUAAGGUGUGGGAGUUUAGUUGUCUGUUUUCCAGAGUGGACGGAUGGUGCUUGGACAGCGUUCCCUCCAUGUCUGAACACCUCAGAGUGUGCACAUACUAUGAGAAAGAGGAAAAGAGAGAGCCUGUGGCUUUAUCCGGCAUGGGGGAGGUCAAAAAGAGAGGCGAGGGUCUGAGUCUUGUCAACAUGUUCCAGGAAAAAUAAAACCUGUGGAAGAGGAUGAACUUAUUGUAUGUUUAUGUAGUAAUGUAACACUUCAUAAUGGCACAUCGACUUGAAGGUAGUUGUAAUUUAUUACUAUGCCUCCUUUGCCUUGUAUUUCAAGGGUUUUCAUUAAAUAAUACUGACAGGAUAUGUGCCAAAAUAAUUAAAACAUUUUAAUUUAA
Osmerus eperlanus (European smelt) is the source of this 2426-nucleotide messenger RNA. RefSeq names its product F-box only protein 40. The record is from RefSeq and is a predicted model, not a curated record. The transcript has 4 exons. Lineage: Eukaryota; Metazoa; Chordata; Actinopteri; Osmeriformes; Osmeridae. Gene Ontology annotation, molecular function: protein binding; zinc ion binding; ubiquitin protein ligase activity. Gene Ontology annotation, cellular component: cytoplasm. Bases 145 to 2244 code for a protein of 699 amino acids.